This is a messenger RNA of Dissoconium aciculare CBS 342.82, 1599 nucleotides long. RefSeq lists its product as uncharacterized. Bases 1 to 1599 code for a protein of 532 amino acids. The record is from RefSeq and is a predicted model, not a curated record. NCBI's taxonomy places the organism in Eukaryota, Fungi, Ascomycota, Dothideomycetes, Mycosphaerellales, Dissoconiaceae. The transcript is spliced from 2 exons.
AUGGGGCCAAACAAUCGAACCCCAAAGGCGCCGCGAUGGGAGAUCAAACGCGGGACCUGGAAUGAUCCCGGCACCAAGGCAGUUGCCCCUGGCCUGGCAACCAACUUUGAGGACCUCAAGGCCAAAGACGGAGCUGACACUCGUGACAAAAGUCGCGAAUCAGCAUGGUCGGCUGGACCUCCUGCGUCGCUGGUGGGCCCGUCUGCACAGAGUGCAUCGGCGAUGGCUCGCAAGCCAGCCGAGCCUGCGUUGGUCGACAGGCAGAUCGACCCCACUUUGAACUGGGCGGACGAGAUGGCGUCAAAUGCGCCAGCCGACUCCGACCAGGAAGAUGUGGCGGAAUACACGGCGUCAGAUGCGCCAGUCAACUCCGACCGCGAAGACGACGCGGCCAACUCCGACAAAGCCAGCAUAGUCAGCUGGCUGUCAGAAAUCAAGCCAAUCGGCACGGCCAAAGCGCCUGCCGACGUCACACGUGCUCCCUCGAAGAUCCCCGAAGGACAAAAGUCCCGAACGGACAUCGAGGACGCCGAGAUGACGGACGCUCCUGCAGUAACUGAGGCUCUACGAGUCGCUGCGAAGACUUCCUCUGAGGCGCAGUCUCAAGAAGUUGCCGCAAGCGCCGUGCAGCCGAAUUCUGCACAAUCUGCCACUGUCGUGGCCGCUCCGCUUGGCGAUCAUCAAGCCCAGAGCUCAACCCGUGUCCAGAUGACAUCGUGGAAAGAGUGGAAGGCUGCUGGCAAUCCCGACUGCGAAGAUUGCAAGUCCGUUGGUCUGGCUGGCCAUCAUUCCGGACCUUGUGAUCCUGCUCGACGUGCAAAGGCAGUCGAAACCAAGCAGCGAAAGCAGAAGGAGUCUGCCGAUAAGAAGGCCGCACGUGAUGCCGAAAAGGCUGAGCGAGACGCCAAGAAGGCUGCCGCAAAGGCUGAACGUGACGCCGCAGAGGCUGAACGCGACGCCGAAAAGGCUCAGCGGCGAACGGUGUCUACGGACAAUACCACGCGCAAGGCGCAGCGGCAACAGGCCGAUCAGCCCCGCCCUGCAACCACCCCGGCUGUUGCCCAGCCGACUACAAAGGAUUCAGGAGCCGUCACGGCUACCGAGUCCGAUGCAGCCGCUGGAGCCGCGGACCAGGAAACGGGCGAAGCUCCUGCUGUGCCCCAAACCAAGGCCAAUGCUGCGCCAAAAGGCGACAAGCAAAAGACCGGGUGGAAGGGCAAGGGAGCUCAUGGCAGAGGUGAACAGACCGCGCCCCGAUGCUCCAGAUGCAAUCAGUUUGGCCAUCUGUUGCAUCAAUGCAAUAUGCCGCUGUGUCCGAGUUGUGGCAAACUCCACAGAGGUGGCUGCGCUUCUCGCUUGCCGAAGACCGAAUUCCAACAGCGACUUGAUCGCAUGAUGGACUUGGCCUCUAAAUCGAAGACCGCAUUCGAGGCGGAUGCCUGGUCCACGCGGAUCAAGGCGUUAUGCGACAGCCAAGCUGUCGAAGAACCUCAAACAGGGAGCAAGCGACGAGCUCGUUCGCCUGAUGAGGGAUCCGCCGCCAAGCGGCAUAAAGACAAGGACGCUUCUGAAAGUCGGCGUGAUCGUCGUCGUCAGUAA